This is a messenger RNA of Prosopis cineraria, 4056 nucleotides long. RefSeq lists its product as uncharacterized. Gene Ontology annotation, biological process: DNA integration. The record is from RefSeq and is a predicted model, not a curated record. Gene Ontology annotation, molecular function: nucleic acid binding; RNA-DNA hybrid ribonuclease activity. Lineage: Eukaryota; Viridiplantae; Streptophyta; Magnoliopsida; Fabales; Fabaceae.
AUGCUGCUAGAAAGCCAGAGGAUUCAUUCUGCUAGGGCUGUUCCUUCUACCUUACAUCAAAAGGUUAAGUUCAUCAGUGAUGGGAGAAUUAUAGCAGUUAAAGGAGAGGAGGAAAUCAUGGUGAGCAAACCAAGCUCACUCCCUUAUAUUGAGGCUGCAGAGAAAGAUUAUGGAGUUUCCUUUCAAAGCCUAGAGGUCGAGGGUAUUUGCGGUAGUACUCACAACAUCAAUUCCGUCGUGGCUAAAAUCAUGGCGAAGAGUGGGUUUAUGCCAGGGAAAGGUUUAGGCUCUCAUUUACAAGGAAUUACGUGUCCAAUUAAGGUUUUGGAUAAUUGUAAUCGCCAAGGGUUAGGGUAUGAGCCUACCCUGGAAGACCAGAUGAAAGACAAAGCAAGUUUGGCAAAUGGCAAAAAGGCCAGUAAAUUGGAGAUUCCACACAUUAAAGAAUCCUUCCCAGGCCCGUCCGAGGUGAUAUAUAAACCAGCUAUCUCAGUGAUCUCUUUUAAUGAAGAUGUACCAUGCAGAACAAGUGCCUCAAUUGCAGUCGAUGAUUCCAACAAAGUUCUGGCGAAUUGGGAGUUUGAAGAGGCCAAUGAUGUCAUUAGCUUAGAGGAUUUUGUUUCUUCUGAUUCCAUCUCCCACCCAGAGAUUAAUAAACCCUGUGAAGAUGAUUCAUUCGUUGCCACUGAUAUGCAUGAUUGUGAGUCUGAUGAUGAAGACAUAAUCCAAACUUUUUCAAAGAUGCUUGAAUUGAGUGAUAAGGGAAUAUGCCCACAUGAAGAAGUGAUUGAGAUGGUUAAUAUGGGAACCGAGGAGGAUCAAAGAAUGCUCAAAAUAGUAGAUAAUCCUGAAAGGGAACAAAUGAUUGAGUUGUUCAAAGAAUACAUAGAUGUGUUUGCAUGGUCAUAUAAAGACAUGCCUGGGCUAGACCCAAGCAUUGCUUCUCAUAAAAUACCAUUACUUCCCAAGGUCGAGCCUAAGAAACAAAAGUUAAGGAGAAUGAACACGGGGGUGUCCUUGCAGAUAAAAGAAGAAGUAAUAAAGCAGUUAGAAGCAGGAUUUUUGGAGGUAGUAACUUACCCACAAUGGGUGGCAAAUAUUGUUCCUGUUCCUAAAAAAGAUGGUCGGAUUCGAAUGUGUGUUGAUUAUCGUAAUUUAAAUAAUGCGAGUCCGAAAGAUGACUUUCCAUUACCCCACAUUGAUGUAUUGGUCGAUAAUACUGCUCGAAGCUAUCGCUAUUCCUUUAUGGAUGGUUAUUCAGGGUACAAUCAAAUCCCUAUGCAUGAAAAGGAUAAAGAGAAAACAACCUUUACAACCCAAUGGGGAACUUAUUGUUAUCGGGUAAUGCCUUUUGGUUUGAAAAAUGCUGGGGCAACUUAUCAACGAGCUAUGGUAGCACUAUUCCAUGACAUGAUGCAUAAAGAAAUUGAAGUAUAUGUAGAUGAUAUGGUAGCUAAAUCAGCGGAGAAUAAGAGUCAUGUUGGAGUCCUUAGAAAGCUAUUUGGGAGAUUACGCGAAUAUCGGCUAAGAUUGAAUCCUAACAAAUGCAUUUUUGGAGCUCUUUCUGGGAAGUUAUUGGGAUUCAUUGUGAGUCGUAAAGGGAUAGAAGUAGAUCCAGAUAAAGUGAGAGCAAUUCGAGAAAUGCCAUCUCCCCAAACAGAGAAAGAAGUUAGAAGUUUCUUGGGACGAUUGAAUUACAUUGCUAGAUUCAUUGCCAAUCUAACAGCCACUUGCGAACCAAUGUUUAAACUGUUAAAGAAAAAUUGCAAGGGGACAUGGGAUGAUGAUUGUCAAAAGGCCUUUGAUAAAAUUAAAGAUUAUUUGUUAAAUCCCCCGAUUUUGGUACCUCCAUCACCAGAUCGUCCACUAAUCCUUUACCUAACAACUUUACCUCGCUCAAUGGGAGCAAUGCUAGGUCAACUUGAUGAUUCUGGAAAGAAGGAAAGAGCGAUUUAUUUCUUGAGCAAGAAGUUUAAUGAGUGUGAAGCUCGUUAUCCGGUGAUUGAGCGAACUUGUUGUGGACUAGUAUGGGCAACUAGAAGGCUAAGGCAAUACAUGCUUUACUACACUACCUGGCUAAUCUCACGAGUGGACCCACUUAAAUACAUCUUUGAGAGCCCGCACAUUACUGGUAGAGUACUAAAAUGGCAAGUUGUACUAUCAGAAUAUGAUAUAAAGCAUGUGAUGCAAAAGUCAGUCAAAGGUAGUGCAAUAGCAGAUCACUUGGCCGAUAAUCCUUUAGGGGAUGACCAACCAUUAGAUUUUCAAUUUCCUGAUGAAGUCAUAUGCACUACAGAAGAAGGUUGUGGUGAAGGAAACAAUGAAGAGCGAGAAUGGGAAAUGUAUUUUGAUGGAGCCGCCAACAUGCAUGGAAAUGGGGUAGGAGCGGUGAUCGUUUCACCCGAAGGAAAACAAUUUCCAGUGGCCAUCAAAUUAGAAUUUGAUUGUACUAACAACAUAGCAGAAUAUGAAGCUUGUGUUAAUGGUCUUCGAGCAGCUAUUACCCUUGGUAUACGGUGUUUGAAGGUAUUUGGUGAUUCAGCUCUCAUUAUUCAUCAAGUAACAGGAGAAUGGAGAACAAAGGAUGUAAAAUUGAUUCCCUAUCAAGAACUCCUAACAGAUUUGAUUAAGCAAUUUAAGGUUGCUAGCUUUCAUCACUUGACUAGAGAUAAAAACCGCUUCGCUGAUGCUUUAGCCACUUUAGCAGCAAUGAUCCAACUUGAUUGUGGAGUCCAUAUCCAACCCAUCCAAGUGGAAGCUAGAAGCUUUCCAGCGUACUGUCUGAAUGUUGAAGAAGAUCGAGAAGAAUAUCCUUGGUUCCAGGAUAUUAAGGAUUAUAUCACUAAGAGAUCAUACCCAGCUGGAAUGACUGAGAAUGAAAAGAAAACCCUUCGUCGUUUGGCUAUGACAUUCUUUAUCAGUCAAGAUGUUCUAUACAAGAGGGGUUAUGAUGGUACUUUACUUCGCUGUGUGAGUUCAGAAGAAGCAAAGAAAAUCAUGGUUGAGGUACAUGAGGGCAUAUGUGGCACGCAUGCGAAUGGUCACACUAUGGCCAAACAGAUUCAAAGGUAUGGCUACUUCUGGCUAACAAUAGAGAAAGAUUGCUUUGAGCAUGUCAAGAAAUGCCAUAAAUGUCAGAUCUAUGCUAAUAGGAUAAAUGCUCCUCCAAUCCCAUUAUAUAAUUUGGUAUCACCCUGGCCAUUCUCAAUGUGGGGCAUUGACAUUAUUGGCCCAAUUAACCCAAAAGCUUCGAAUGGACAUCGCUUCAUCCUUGUCGCGAUUGACUAUUUCACAAAAUGGGUAGAAGCAAAUUCAUUUGCUAGCAUCACGCAAAAGACGUUCCUUAAAUUCAUGAAGACAAAUAUUUUAUGCCGAUAUGGGAUUCCUGAAAGGAUCAUUACUGAUAAUGGUCCCAAUCUCAAUGGAACGGAAGUCAGGAACUUUUGCGAGAAGUUCCAAAUCAAGCAUCAUAAUUCAGCCCCGUAUAGACCUCAAAUGAAUGGAGCAGUUGAAGCAGCCAAUAAAAAUAUUAAGAAGAUCAUUGGAAAAAUGACAGUAACUUAUAAGGAUUGGCAUGAGAUGCUUCCCUAUGCUUUACAUGGUUAUCGUACUACUGCACGCACAUCCAUAGGGGUGACCCCAUACUCCCUUGUUUAUGGAAUGGAAGCUGUUACACCCAUUGAGAUAGAAAUACCAUCUUUAAGAGUAUUGGCAGAGGUAGAUUUAGAAGAAAAUGAAUGGAUACGAACCCGAUUUGAGCAACUUAACAUGAUUGAAGAGAAAAGGCUCAUUGCAAUGUGUCAUGGACAAUUGUACCAGAGAAUGGCAAGAGCUUUUGAUAAAAAACUUCGCCCGGAAUUCAGUGCUGGGGAUCUUGUACUCAAGAAAAUAUUGCCUAACCAAGAAGAUAAUAGAGGCAAAUGGGCUCCGACCUAUGAGGGACCUUAUGUUGUCAAACAUGCUUUUUCUGGAGGAGCACUGAUCCUAGCUGACAUGGACGGUCAAGAGUUAGCAAAGCCCAUUAAUGCAGAUGCUGUCAAGCGUUACUUUGCUUAA